AUGUCUGAAAGAAAAGCGGUUAUCAAGAAUGCUGACAUGUCCGAAGAGAUGCAGCAGGACUCGGUGGAAUGUGCCACUCAGGCCCUGGAGAAAUACAAUAUCGAGAAAGACAUUGCCGCGCACAUUAAAAAGGAAUUCGACAAGAAGUACAACCCCACAUGGCACUGCAUCGUUGGCAGAAACUUUGGCAGCUAUGUGACGCAUGAGACCAAACAUUUCAUUUAUUUCUACCUGGGCCAAGUUGCUAUUCUGCUCUUCAAAUCUGGUUAG
This is a messenger RNA of Ailuropoda melanoleuca (giant panda), 270 nucleotides long. RefSeq names its product dynein light chain 1, cytoplasmic-like. NCBI's taxonomy places the organism in Eukaryota, Metazoa, Chordata, Mammalia, Carnivora, Ursidae. The record is from RefSeq and is a predicted model, not a curated record. Gene Ontology annotation, cellular component: cytoplasmic dynein complex. The coding region runs from base 1 to 270 and encodes 89 amino acids. Gene Ontology annotation, molecular function: dynein intermediate chain binding. Gene Ontology annotation, biological process: motile cilium assembly; intraciliary retrograde transport. The transcript has a single exon.